CCUUGACGAAUGAUGAUACAGCAACGACCAGCGGCCACGUUUCGCAAGAGAGAGACAGAGAGAGUGUGGGCGGCAGUUCCAGAAGGGAGCCAACGGCCGACCAGCGGCGGCACCGCCGGAGAAGACGCCGGUAUCACGCCACCCACCCGCAUCGUCCUCCUCCUCGUCGUCUCCAACGCCCGCAUCCUCUUCCACAAGAGAGUCCUCCAUCAUGCUAAGCCUGAGCAAGUCGUCUGACCACUCUGCCUCUGCACCCCAGAAUGUGCUGGAACUUCAAGGUUGGGCUGACCUCCCCAAGGGCCUGCUUCACUCCAUUGUUGCUCUGUUGGGUUCCUUCCUUGAUCUUACUGCGUUUUCUAGCACCUGCCGUUCUUGGCGUGCCGCCUUCUCCGCAUACCCGUCUAAAUCAACCUUCUGCACCAUACUCCCGCCUCUCCUCAUCCGACCCAAUGUUCGUGUCCAAGCUCCUCAUCUCCCUUCUACCAACGGCCGUCACAAGCUACGCACAUGUAAGGUCAUUGAUCUAGGGAACCAGAACCGAGCCCUUCGUUGCCAGAUUCCUCAAGAAACUUUCCAGAAGAUGCAUUUCGCUGGCUCAUCAUAUGGUCAUCUCAUCUGCAUCCGCCGUGGAAAAUGUCUUAUUGUUGAUGUGUUCACUGGUGCUGAGGUUUCACCUCCAUGCCUCCCAUUGGCAUUCAGUCACGACUCUGGCGAGGAUAUCUACUUUGGCGGCACCCUGACAGCUCCCCUUGCAUCACCGCACUGCCAUCUCCUUGUUAGCACCAGAUCCUCCCUGUUUGAUUGGCCUGUUGGAAGUGACUCUUGGUCUGAACUCAAGACUACUUAUGCACGGAUAGAUCAGAUCUUAGAAUUCAAUGGUCAGUUCAUUGCCAUGGAUUAUUAUCAUAGAAUCUAUACUUUGCAGUUGGCCCCCCAGCUUGGCCUACAGGAGAUAACAACCAAGUGGUGGGAUGACAUGACUGAAUGCCCAUAUCUAAGGCCAUGGCUGACUGUGUGUGGCGACAUGCUUCUCAUGGUUGACCAUUACCUAUUAUUCUCAAUUGAAGCUCCAGUCACGUAUAGACCCUUCCGCCUUGACAUGUCAACCGAACCUGCAAAAUGGGUGGAGGUGAAGAAGCUGGACAACUGGGCACUCUUUGUAGGUGGUGAUGUGAGGAGCCCACCGUUUUCUUGCUUGAGCCCGGAACGAUGGGGAGGGAGGAGCAACCGCCUGUACUACGCCCAUUACUCUCAGCCUCUAAGUGUUCAUGGGUUUGGCGACGAGGCGGAUGCAGCAUGGGAUCCUUCCACCAACCCUGAUCUCGUGUACAAGAGAAACUGGUACACCCAGCUGCAGGCCUUCUGGGUGUACCCAAGCAUGUUCUGUUCCAAUGGCCAGUGAUCGUCAGUGUGCAACUAUGGCUUUCUGCUCCAGCAGCUUCUUCUGAAAAACAACCUCUUCCAACAAAGAGACUUUUGCAGCUUGGAUAUGUGAUUGUAUGGUGUCAGGUGUACCGAAGCUUUUGCAGUUAGUUUAAUCCUUCAGUUUCUAUAACAUUGUAGAAGACGUUUAUGGUAGACUCAUGCUUUUGCAGUUAGUCAUGCAUUAUGUUUGCUGUUUAAGGAUCCUUGCACUAGAUGGAUGGAUGUGUGCUUAACCACUUGAUGCUUAUAUCUGUGCUGGAAUUGACAAAUUAAGCGUCUUCCCUGUUUCCA
Messenger RNA from Brachypodium distachyon (stiff brome), 1716 nucleotides. RefSeq lists its product as uncharacterized. Gene Ontology annotation, molecular function: protein binding. The transcript has 2 exons. The coding region runs from base 212 to 1402 and encodes 396 amino acids. NCBI's taxonomy places the organism in Eukaryota, Viridiplantae, Streptophyta, Magnoliopsida, Poales, Poaceae. The record is from RefSeq and is a predicted model, not a curated record.